AUGGUUCUGGACCCGGGCGGCGGCCCCGGGGACGAGGGCGCGGCCGACGACGACGUCGCCCGGGACUCCGCCCCGCCCCUCCGGGCGUCGGCCGCGACCGCCCGGCGCCUCAGCGGCCCUCCCGACGGGGCCCGCGGGGCGGGGCCGGGGGCUGGGUCGGCGACGCCCCCCUGGCGGGCCCCGGGCUGGACCCCGCGCCCGCCCGCCCGGAGCCUGACCAGCCCGAGCCUGACGCCGGGCGGCUGCCGGAUCCGCCGGAGCGAGAGCGCCCGCGCCGUCAACCGCGGCGGGGCGGGGCGGGGCCGCAUCCGCCCGGCCGCCUCCCUCCCCCACAUCGCCCGGGCCCCGCCCCCGGCCCCGCCCGCCCGCGGGCCCUGCCUGUUGGUCGCCCUCCGGCCCGUCAACAUGGACGAGGAGCGCGAGGCCUUCUUCCGCUCCGGCUACCGCUACGAGCCGCAGUUCCGCUACGCGGCGCCCGAGCAGCUGGAGGGCGUCCUGGAGAAGUACAAGGAGGGAUCCGACCUCUUCCUCGCACAGGCGGUGGGUAUCAUGGACUGCGUCCUGCGGAAGUUCGGGACGUACGAGAGCUUCGAGGAGGCGACGGGCGGCGCCCUCCUGCCGAAAAGCCGCGUCUGGGCGGCGGCCAGGAAGUACCUGCAGAAGGAGGGGUGCGUCGGGGAGGUGGUGGUGUGCCUGUCGGAGGAGCUCCUCUCCCAGGCGGUGAUGAUGGUGGAGAGCUGCCGGCCGACGCUAACCAUUAACCUAGCCGGGGCGCGGCAGCACUGGCUGGAGGGAAUGCUCCGGCACGAGAUAGGUACCCACUACCUCCGCGGCGUCAACAACAGCCUCCAGCCCUGGUCGACGCCGGCGGGCCGCAAGCUCUUCUCCCUCCGGCCGGCCAACCCCACCGAGGAGGGCCUGGCCAGCCUCCACAGCGUGCUGCUGCGCAGGCAGCCCCACCUGUGGCGGGCCGCGCUCCUAUACUAUACCGUGCACCGGGCGGCGGGGGCCAGCUUCAGCCAGCUGUUCGCGCACAUCGGGAGGUUCGUCCGCGACCCCGCCGUGCGGUGGGAGUACUGCCUCCGGGCCAAGCGGGGCCAGACCGACACGUCCAGGCCAGGGUGUUUCAGUAAGGACCAGGUGUACCUGGACGGGAUCCUGAGGAUCCUUCGCCACCGGAGGGAGAUCGACUUCAAGAUGCUGGCGAGUCUGGGGAAGGUGUCCUACGAGGACGUGGAGCGGCUCCGCCCCCUGGCGGUCCUCCAGCGGACCAGAAUCCCCCACUUCAUGCGGGACCAGCGGCGGUACCUGGAGCAGCUGGACCACAUCGUGGCGGUCAACGAGAUCGACGAGGAGGGGCUGCGCGAGCUCGUGCCCUGAG
Molecule: messenger RNA, 1381 nt
Organism: Megalops cyprinoides (Indo-Pacific tarpon)
Lineage: Eukaryota; Metazoa; Chordata; Actinopteri; Elopiformes; Megalopidae
Exons: 6
Coding region: 1-1380 (459 amino acids)
Source: RefSeq, a predicted model, not a curated record